This is a messenger RNA of Psylliodes chrysocephalus, 411 nucleotides long. Lineage: Eukaryota; Metazoa; Arthropoda; Insecta; Coleoptera; Chrysomelidae. The record is from the annotation of a GenBank genome assembly.
AUGGGAGAGCUGGACAAAAUAGUUUUGCCCGCCUCCUGCAGCAAAACCAAAUCACCCACAUUCAGGUAUUGGACGCACUCUGGUGAAAUCAUAAGAGUAACGUGCGAUGAUGACCUGACGUUGGAAUGGCUAAAAACCAAGGUACCGACCUUAAAAACAUGGGAAGGAGCAACACUCGCAGUUGUAAGGAUGGACGAGCUCCUUAAGCUCACCAAAGCCUCUCUCUGGAUCCCCGGGGAAGCACAAGCUGACCUUAACGAGAAGGAUGUUGUGCUCAGGCGACUUGAGCGUCAAAACCCAAAAUUGUAUGUGCCGAAAUGGUGCACCUUCCAUCAUGAAACCACAAUAGACCCCAAGGGCCAACUCUUCGUCUUCGUAGACGAAGACAUGAAAACCCUAAAGGCCAAAUGA